Syzygium oleosum is the source of this 752-nucleotide messenger RNA. RefSeq names its product 54S ribosomal protein L19, mitochondrial. The record is from RefSeq and is a predicted model, not a curated record. The coding region runs from base 48 to 515 and encodes 155 amino acids. The transcript has a single exon. Gene Ontology annotation, molecular function: large ribosomal subunit rRNA binding; structural constituent of ribosome. Gene Ontology annotation, cellular component: large ribosomal subunit; ribosome. NCBI's taxonomy places the organism in Eukaryota, Viridiplantae, Streptophyta, Magnoliopsida, Myrtales, Myrtaceae. Gene Ontology annotation, biological process: translation.
CUGUCUCUCUCUGUGUCCGCGCUCGCUGAUCCCCGUCCGCCACCAACAUGUCGACCUUGAAGGAGAUCUUGACCCGCCGCCCCGUGGCGGCGACGAUCAGGCUCACCGUCCCCGCCGGCGAGGCCCGGCCGAUGCCGCCGGUGGGGCCGGCGCUCGGCCAGUACAGGCUGAACUUGAUGGCGUUCUGCAAGGACUUCAACGCCCGGACGCAGAAGUACAAGAAGGACACGCCCAUGUCCGUCACCGUCACCGCCUUCAAGGACAACACCUUCGAGUUCACAGUCAAGUCGCCGAGCGUCACGUGGUACCUGAAGAAGGCCGCCGGGGUCGAGUCCGGCAGCGGCCGGCCGGGCCACGAGGUAGCGUCCACGAUCGGGCUGAAGCACGUCUACGAGAUCGCGAAGGUGAAGCAGUCGGAUCCCUACUGCCAGUACAUGUCCCUGGAGUCGAUAUGUAAGUCCAUCAUCGGGACUGCGAAUUCCAUGGGGAUUCAGGUCGUGAAGGCGCUGGAGUGAGUUCGGGAUAAAGCGAUUUUUGCAGAUGGGUCGGGGUAAUUCGUUGGUUCAGGAGGAAUGCCUGGCGUUUGAGGAGACAAGGAAAUGCAUUAAGCGAAAUGUUCGAUGUAAUUCAUGUUUUGAUGAAUUGGGAAGAUGCUAUUGCGUGUUUUCUUCUUGAUACUGAGGUUUUAUGCCAUUCAGAACAUUAAGGUUUGAUGUUGAUUUAGCGUUUGAUUCAGAGAGCAUGUUGGGUCA